AUGUCCAAUGGCGGUGCCCACAAGGUCCAGAGCUCCAAAAAGGCACAUCCCACUUUUCAUUUCCUUGCCGGCUUGACCUCUGGCGUGUCGAGCGCCGUCCUGCUGCAGCCAGCGGACCUGCUAAAGACUAGAGUCCAGCAAUCCCACUCCUCGUCGCUCCUCACGGUACUUCGGUCGAUCCUCUCUGGUCCGCAUCCCGUGGCCAGCCUCUGGCGGGGGACUGUGCCUUCGGCGCUGCGGACGGGCUUCGGAUCAGCCUUGUAUUUCACCUCGCUCAGUUCUCUACGCCAGAUCCUCGCCAACAACACGGCGCGGGCAAAUGGAGGAGAUGGAGCGCCUAUCCCUAGAAAGAGCAGCUCGGUGCUGCCAAAGCUCUCAAACAUACAAAAUCUCAUAACGGGCGCGACCGCGAGAGUGUUUGCGGGACUCAUCAUGAUGCCGGUGACGGUGAUCAAAGUGCGCUUCGAAUCAGACAUGUAUUCAUACAAGUCCCUUGCCUCUGCCACGAGAUCGAUCUUUGCUCAGGAAGGCAUCAAGGGUUUCUUCUCCGGCUUCGGCGCUACAGCCAUCCGGGACGCGCCGUAUGCGGGUCUCUACGUGCUCUUCUAUGAAGCAAGCAAGACGCAUCUGAGCAAGGUUUUCUCGCUACAUACCAUGACCACGAGCCAAGGACAAACGCGCCCUUCGACGUCAGCUUCGGCGUCGAUCAACGCUUCAAGCGGCGUGAUUGCAGCCGGCCUGGCAACGAGCAUUACCAAUCCGUUUGACGCUGUAAAGACCAGGUUGCAAUUGAUGCCGCAAAAGUACGGGAAUACGUGGAAAGCGGCGCGGUUGAUGCUCAAGGAGGAUGGGAUCAAGAGUUUCUUCGACGGACUCGCUCUGAGGAUGGGGAGGAAGGCCAUGAGCUCCGCGCUUGCUUGGACGGUCUAUGAGGAGCUUAUUGGGCGGGCAGAGCGCUUUGUCUCGCGGCACGAUGAGGAGAGAGCGGUGGUAUGA
Messenger RNA from Fonsecaea multimorphosa CBS 102226, 996 nucleotides. RefSeq lists its product as uncharacterized. Gene Ontology annotation, cellular component: mitochondrion; mitochondrial inner membrane. The record is from RefSeq and is a predicted model, not a curated record. NCBI's taxonomy places the organism in Eukaryota, Fungi, Ascomycota, Eurotiomycetes, Chaetothyriales, Herpotrichiellaceae. The transcript has a single exon. Gene Ontology annotation, biological process: glycine import into mitochondrion. The coding region runs from base 1 to 996 and encodes 331 amino acids. Gene Ontology annotation, molecular function: glycine transmembrane transporter activity.